CCGCACGCGGAAGCGCGCGGCUGAUGCCGGGCGAGGAGAGCUGAUGGAUAUUCCCAUGUAGCGCCCGCGGGGGCGGUGCUUUCCCGGACGGUCCGGCGGGUCCGAUGGCGGGUGGCAGCGGCAGCGCGGGGGGCGCCGGGACCGGCGGCCGGGCUGUCCCCCGGCUGGACGGGCUGUUCCUGCGGCGGUUCCUGCGGCUGCUGGCCGUGCUCUUCCCCGGGUGGCCCUCCGCGAGCGCCCUCAUGUUUCUGACUCUGCUCGGUGUCGCCUUGCUGGAGCAGCUGGUUAUUUACCAGGUCGGCGUCAUCCCCAGCCAGUACUAUGAGGUCCUAGGGAACAAAGAUUUCUCCGGGUUCAAAACAUUGACUGCCGUUGCCGUGACUCUGAUCAUAGUGAACUCCACGCUAAAAAGCUUCGACCAGUUUAUCUGCAACAUGAUGUACGUGAACUGGAGGAAAUCCCUCACUGAAUACCUCCACAGCUGCUACUUCCAAGGCCAGGUCUACUACAGCCUGCAUGUGCUGCGUGAGGACAUCGAUAAUCCGGACCAGCGCAUCAGCCAGGAUGUGGAGAGGUUCUGCAGGCAGCUCAGCUCCAUGGCCAGCAAGCUCGUCAUCUCACCUUUCACACUGGCCUACUACACACACCAGUGCUUUCACAGCACAGGCUGGCUAGGCCCAGUGAGCAUCUUUGGAUAUUUUGUCAUUGGGACGAUUGCAAACAAACUAUUGAUGAGCCCAAUUGUGUCUAAACUUGUGCAGCAGGAAAAACUGGAGGGCGAUUUCAGGUUCAAGCACAUGCAGAUUCGUGUCAAUGCAGAACCAGCUGCUUUCUACAGGGCUGGGCGAGUGGAGCACAUGCGCACGGACCGGAGGCUGCAGAGCCUGCUGCAGACCCAGAGAGAGCUGAUAGGCAAGGAGCUGUGGCUAUACAUUGGGAUCAACACCUUUGACUAUCUGGGUAGCAUCCUGAGCUACGUGGUCAUUGCCAUUCCCAUUUUUUCUGGGGUCUACAGUGACCUGAGUCCAACAGAGCUCAGUGCCCUUGUCAGCAAGAAUGCUUUUGUUUCCAUCUACCUCAUUGGCUGCUUCAGCCAGCUCAUAGAUCUCUCCAGCACUGUGACCGAUGUAGCUGGCUACACACACAGGAUUGGUGAACUGCAGGAGACCUUGCUGAGCCUUGGCAGAAAAAAAAAUGGUAACUACUCAGAAGCCAAAACGAGCUGGGAUUUGGACGGCAGCCAUUUUGGGGAGGACCCAGCGCCAAGGGACACAGCUUUCCUUCUGGACCAAGUGACGCUUUCGGUGCCAUCCUCUGGCAAGCUGCUCAUCAAGGACUUGAGCCUCAGGAUCUCACAAGGAAACAGUGUGAUGAUUGUGGGAAACACUGGUACAGGGAAGACAUCUCUCCUGAGGGUCCUUGGAGGACUCUGGGAGAGCACGCGGGGGAGCAUCAAGAUGCUGACCUGCUUUGGCCCCCGGGGAGUGGUAUUCCUACCACAGCGGCCCUUCUUCACUGACGGAAGCCUGCGUGAGCAGGUGAUCUAUCCCCUGAAGGAGAUCUAUCCAGUUUCAGCUUUCUCCCCAGGGUCUGCAGAUGAUGAAAGAAUUGUGCGAUUCCUGGAGCUGGCUGGGCUGACUGAUUUGCUGGCAAGGGCUGGAGGACUGGAUGAGCAGGUGGACUGGAAUUGGUAUGACAUCCUGUCUCCAGGGGAGAUGCAGAGACUCUCAUUUGCACGGCUCUUCUACCUCCAGCCAAAAUAUGCGGGUGCUCCUGGGCCCUUACAGCCUCGCUCAUACAAGUGCUCAUACAAGAGUGUCAGUAACAACCAUUAUCACUUGGCCACCAAAGCAGCAGGUCGCUCCUAAAGCCUGGGAGAGCAGAAGCUGGAACAAGGAGUCAUAUGCAUCUCACCAGUUUGCCACCAUGUGUCCACUACUGGGCAUCGUGUCUCGCCAACCACACGGAAGUACCAUUCCCAGGCCUCCUUGUUGAUGGGUUCCCCCACUGCAAGGGGAAAGACAAGGGAGCAGAGCAGAAAAAUCAGGUUCAGGACACAGCUUCCCAUGACCUGCUUGUGGAGCCAUCCCCAAAUAGUGUAGUGUCCUGACUUUGGGGUCUCAUGUUGCUGCUGUUCUUGGCAUUUGUGGGAAGAGGCAGAAUCUGAUGCGCAAGGAUGUGCUGCUCCAGCCCACGCUGCUGCACUUACCUGAGCCAAGCACUUUGAGAGAAGAGCGGUCAUACUUCUUCACCCAUUCAUCACCGUAUCGCAGGAGCAGGCGGAUGGCAGUGGGCGCCCCAUAGAACUGGUUAAUUCUUAACCUCUCUACUGUUUCCCAGUAGCGGCCUGGAAUGGAAACAGGGCCAGUGAGCACCCACGCAUGUCCUCCCAGCCCAACACCAAGAUAAAGAUAGAAGAGGUGAGAACAAAGGCUCUCUAGCAGUGCCAGGACCCUCAGCCAAGUUAAUCCCAUGAUAGGAAGGACUGAAGCUAUUCAGGAGCAGCAGCAGCAGGCCCUUUUCCUCCACAUCACAUAGCUCUGCUACUCUCCCUGCUGCAGGGAGGAGCAGGGAAUAACAGCUCCGCCCCUGGAGAAGCAGCAGUGGCUUCCUAAGCAGAAGAAAAGACUCUUCCCCUGGUAGCUCUCUACUGGGCAUAGCCUGCAGUCUGCUCCUGAGGCAGCAGAGCCAUUGCUGCAUGUGUCCUGGCAUCAGGCUGCCUGCAGGUGUUGCAGGGUGCUGUGGAAUAUCCCAGCUCCCCUGAGAUACCUCACUCACCAGGGUUAGGAUGGACAGGAGUGCUCUCAAAAAGGACUGUGGUGCCACCAUUGCAGAGAGGGCCGUAGACCACAUAGGAAUGCCCCGUGAUCCAGCCAAUGUCUGCCACACAGCCAAAGAUGUCCCUGUCCUGGUAGUCGAACACGUACUAAACAAGAGAAGAGAGGCAGUGAGGGGUAGUGCCAGGGCCUGCCUUCCUCGCAAGGGGGACAACAGGGAGCAGUGUACUCUCUCUCAGCCCUAACAUUACUGCAUCCUUCUAUCUUCCUACCACCCCUGCAGGGACUCUUUCUUCCUGCAGAGUUUUUGAAAACAUCAGAAAAAAAAUAAAAUGCUUUAUGAAGUUGAAGGAUAUAGACACUUAAUAAAAAAAAAAGAACAGCCAAAUUUUCACUUUUCCAAAGGAGAGAGCUACAGCCUUUCCUUCCUUUUGCUGAUGUCUAGACAAGGCUGAUCCAAAUAUCCUGUUGCAUCAAAACAGAACGUUCUGGCUAAGGAAUGUCCCUCUGUACUUACAUGCCUGCAUGGAAGGAGAGGAGUUGUAGGCAAGGGUAAAGUGGUAGAGAACUCCAUGAACCUCUCCUGGGCACUUCUGGGCUCCUGGACAGUAAACACUCAGGAAACACUGAGCUCAUCAAGGAGCCCAGCAUAGGAGCAUCGAGGCAGCAAGCAGAGGGACCAUGUGAUACUUUGGCCCAGAGCAACCCCAACUUGCCUACAAAAAUUGGAACCUCUCCACCUCAGCUGGAUGAGUGCUGUCCUGUGCCUGCAGGCAGGUGGAAAUCAGAACAAGCUCUUCUUCCCACUGCCCCAUUUAUUCCUUGGGAGACCCUUGGCUGCAAGGCCGGAAUAUGAAGGAAGGAUGCCUACCCUGUGCAGGGCAGAACUGAGUGCUGUCAGAUUGGCAGCGACACACCCAGUUUCCUUAAGCACUCUCCUUCAUUUCAUUUUCUUAGUGCCAGGAAAACUUCCUAGGGGCUGGUCUCCCAGUAGCCCACCACUUCUUGCUUUCUGCUCUGACUUGUGCGGUUUCAGACUUUCCUGUCUCUUCCUGCAGCUCCCUGCUGCAGGCUGCCAGCUGGGGACUCUAGGGCCCCAAGUGUUCCAUAAUGCUCAUAAUGGAAGCUUCCCCUGCUUCACCUGUCUUUUUUUAGCAGAGCAGUGAGUUAUGGUAGCAGCAGUCUGCCCCAUCAAACUGAGGGAUCUGUUUCCAGAUUUCCAGUGCUCCUGAGAGCUAACAUGGCCACGUGCUGCUCACCCUUUGCAUUGCCAUUCUGGUUUGGCAGCCCUGGCUCUCACAAACCUACUCUGAUGGUCUCAAGUGGGUCACUUAUUGUGCUGGGCAAAGCUUAGCUCACAGGGAAAUCAAGGGCUUCCACACACCCCGGGAAGUAUGGUCUUCAGCAUUCACAACUAACAGAGAAGACCCAGCCAGCCCUGAGCUUGCUUAGUCACAGCGUGCAUGGUCUGAGGCACUGCUGGAAAGGCAGUCAUGCACAGAGAGAGCCAGACCCAAAAUUAAGGGACUGUUCAGUUAGGAACUCCCUCGUACACAGAACCCCAUAUAAUUUCAUAGGAAUGCCCCUUGCAACCAUUCCUGUGUCCACACGCAUCUCUGUGCUCAUUGCCCUUUUAUCCAGCUUGGUUAGAGUUUGGUUUUGGCACGUGUCAUGGUUAAAGGCUUUCCUCCUACCAAAGAUGACCCACACUCUUCAGGUAUAGGUCCUUUUUUAUGAGGGCACUCACCAGCUUUUACAGAUGUUGUUAAAUGUGCCCCUUCCAGAAGCACUGCCUUCAAUCUUCCACAUGAGUUGGGGUACUUACACUUAGGAAAAGCAAGCCACAGUUUUUAAGGAGCAAAUGGAUUCUUCCCCCUCACACAGUUGUGAUAGUUUCAGUCUAGGCCUUCCUGGAGACCAGCUUGUAACCAGGAAGGAGCUAGGGAAGUGACCAAGGAAGUAUUCCAUGCUAUUCCUUUACAUAAACUGAGGUAUAAAUAAAGGUGGUCAGAGAGACCUCACUCUCUCUUCUUCCAGUGAGGUUUGGGAACGGUAGAUCCUUGUCUCGGUCUUGCUUAUCUGGAGCUGAGGCCUGCAGUGACUGUUGUUGUGUACCAUGCGUGAGGGGAGAGUGCUGGGCUGCGUCCGGCUGUCCUGCUUUUCUCAAGGGAAGUGGUGAGAUUCUGUUAGUUCUUUAUUUUGUCAGUACUGGGUUUUUCGAUUGUGCAUACCUGUUUUGUUUUCGUCCACUUUUGUCCAUUUUUGUCCUUUUUUCCCUUUUCCCUUCCCCUCUUUCCCUUUUGGGAGCAAUUUGGGGUUUCUGUGUUCAUAUGUACAUAGCACCUUAAUUGUAUAUCUGUAAUAUAUGUAAAAUAUAUAUUUUAUAUAGCUUUUGCUAUUCA
Molecule: messenger RNA, 5179 nt
Organism: Pipra filicauda (Wire-tailed manakin)
Lineage: Eukaryota; Metazoa; Chordata; Aves; Passeriformes; Pipridae
Gene: ABCD4
Product: ATP binding cassette subfamily D member 4
Exons: 18
Coding region: 105-1868 (587 amino acids)
Biological process (GO): fatty acid beta-oxidation; long-chain fatty acid import into peroxisome; peroxisome organization
Cellular component (GO): peroxisomal membrane
Molecular function (GO): ABC-type transporter activity; ATP hydrolysis activity; ATP binding
Source: RefSeq, a predicted model, not a curated record